UUCCUCACAAAAUUUUUUCAAAAAAGACAUGAGAUUUGGCCACGUAAUUGGUUUAUGGCCUACUCUAUCACCUUGUCUCUUCAUACAGAUACUAUGGUACUCGCGGUGCGAGGAUUUGCUGAUUGAAUCGCUCGUGCACAUACCAUUGGAUUUAUGCAUGGAGAUCUUACAAAUAGCGAUUGAACAUAUAACUCAAUUGACACUCUUACGAGCCAGACGCCUUAUACUCCUUCUAAUCUACAAAAUAUACUAUAAAUGCCUGUGGUUGCAUUUAGGCACUAUAUCAAUAGGAAAUAUGAAGAAAUACAUUGACCAAUUAAUAACGUAUUUUGAACUAUUGUUAAAUUUGCUUGUCCCUAAGUUUAUCAAUUCUCAUAAUUUAUUUAAUGGAAACAAAUACGUACAACACGGUAUUUUAGUGAAGAAUAUACUUCAGUGCAUGAAAAAGUGCAUAAGUAGCAAAAUUAAAAAUUAUUUGGAAAACUAUAAUCGAGCAAUGCUAUUCAGACUCACUUACGGCAAUUUCAAUGAACAUACGAAUUAUUACCAAAUACUUUGUCCAAACGAGGUAAAAUCCAUUAUAAUAACAUUAGACGAGAAAUUGAUCACUCUACUUUUGAAUCAAAUCAAGUAUGUUGAUUCUUUCGAGUGUGUAGCCUGGAAAAACAUCGUUGAUGAUGAGAACACUAUGAUCCCACUACAUCGUGCUAUCAUCAUUGAAUGUCAUUAUCUUAACGAACUUAUAAAACAGAAUAAUUUUUUAAUGAAAAAUGAACAAUUAUUCCUUUGCCUGAAACAACUUAUAGGACCAAUGAAAUCCGAGGAAUCUAUUUUAACUCUUCAAGAACUUUGUCAUGACAUCACCAAGGGCAAGCUGCACGGUAUAAAGGAACUGAUUAAACGCUAUAAAGAGUGGGACCUGUAUACAUUAGAUUUUAUCAAACAGAGAGUACAAUUUUUGAAUCAUAAUGAUUUUUAUAUCAUACUCGAAUAUCUCUAUUAUAAAUUCGCAUAUUUGCAUACUAAAACAGAAAAAUACCGGGUAUAUGUAUCGGUAUUAAAAAUAUUGCUCCAUCUAAAAGAGCAUGAUUUGCACAGCAUCAUAUUACAAUACAUAGAACGACAUUUUGACGACAAUUGCCUAGAAUGUCUGUAUAAUGAAAAGUCCUUUGACACAUUCUUACGACAAAAUUUAUUUGUUGAAGAAUUCAAUAAUUCGCGAUCAAUGAUGAAUACUAUUUCUGAGACAUGCCUCUUGAUCUUCAUUCUAUUAAACCCAAAGGAUGUAUUAAGCAAGUUAAUGUUGUAUGAAAUGAAUGUUGAAUCAUCCGAUAGCAUUUUAUCCCAAAACAACAAGUUUGCAGUUUUUAUUCGUGACUAUUAUAACUUAAAAAAAGACCAAUCAAACGUGAUGAUGUACAUUCUGAAAAAUAUAGUUUUACAGCAACGCAUGGCAUGGCAUAUAAAUUCAAAGGCGUUUAUAAGUAAAUUAUUGGAUUAUCAGAUGGUAACUGUAGAUGAUGUAAUACACGAACUUUAUAUCCCUUAUCUGAAAAGUAGCUAUUUUGAAGAGACCACCACACGUAAUAUAUUAUUACAUAUACAAAACAUCGUGGCAAGAAAGCUCUUUACAUAUAGAACUAAUUUUACACACUUAAUAAUAAUAUUAAUUAAGAAGACAUCACUGCUAAGGAAAUUUAAUAUUACAAGACAAUACGCUUAA
This is a messenger RNA of Acromyrmex echinatior (Panamanian leafcutter ant), 1723 nucleotides long. RefSeq lists its product as uncharacterized. The record is from RefSeq and is a predicted model, not a curated record. Lineage: Eukaryota; Metazoa; Arthropoda; Insecta; Hymenoptera; Formicidae.